Molecule: messenger RNA, 5295 nt
Organism: Xyrauchen texanus (razorback sucker)
Lineage: Eukaryota; Metazoa; Chordata; Actinopteri; Cypriniformes; Catostomidae
Gene: sall2
Product: spalt-like transcription factor 2
Biological process (GO): regulation of transcription by RNA polymerase II
Cellular component (GO): nucleus
Molecular function (GO): DNA-binding transcription factor activity, RNA polymerase II-specific; RNA polymerase II cis-regulatory region sequence-specific DNA binding
Source: RefSeq, a predicted model, not a curated record
AAGAUGGAUUUUUGAUUGCUUCUCAGAAAAGAUGCUGUAAGAUUUAUUGUAAUUUAGCACAAAGGGAAAUAUUUUAAAUCUCAUUCAACCAAUGAGCCAAUUAGCCAUUGACCGUCUCUUGCAUCAUGUCACGCCGGAAACAGAAAAGACCUCAGCACUAUUUUAGCCCCAUCAUCAACACUUCGUGGCUACUUCAAAAUGAGAAACAGUUGGCAGUAAAGUCACUCUCCUCUACUCUUGCAAAGAACACUUCCUGCACUACCUUAUCCUCUACAACUCAGAGCGGCAAAUCUUCCUUGACCCUAAAUCCACCUGUAGGGAGGCUUACAACAACCUCUCUGGCCACUGCAACCCAUCCUGACACUCAUAUCCCCUGUCAACCCACAGAAUUUUCCUUAGACCUUGCCCAAAAUCCUGACAUCCCACAAUCCUGUUUUUCAAGCCAAUUUACUAAGCAGUGUAUUUCCACUGCUGCGCCAACUCUGCCCCCUACCCACUUCCACACCCAAUCACUCAUGGCUUCUCCAAAGUUAGGUGUGUCAGCUACUACAACCUCAUCUUCAUCCUCCUCUUCUGCUGCUUCUCUCUGCGCACCUCUACAUCAUGGAAGCCCCAGUCCUGUGCCUGGAGGUCCCCCAAGCCCAGUUACACCUUCAUCCAGCCCAAGCACAGUACCUCCAGCCCCAGCAUGUGCACCUAUCAGCAUCGCAUUCAUCCUCGAAGAGCUACGUGUGUUGCAGCAGAGGCAAAUCCAUCAGAUGCAGAUGACUGAAGAGAUCUGUAGGCAAGUAUUGAGGCUGGGGGGAGCUUCUUAUGAAUUGGAUUCAAUGCCAUUUAUUUUACCACCACUGCCACAGCUCUGUCUAAAGGGUUCUGAUAGCAACCCAAAACCUUCUCAGCAAAACUCAUCACCUCCCCCUACCUCAGUGGCUCCCCUUUUGGCCAGUUUCUCAUCCCUGCCUCCCCCUCAGACAACCGCUAAGCCCUCUAAACAUGCCUACCCUCUUUUGAACAUCUUACGUCCCCAUAAGACACAGUUUGAUAGUGGAGUAGUUACUCCAGCAAACUUCACCAGUCCUACAAGUACUCACUCUUCCACAUCCUCAUCAAUGUCCACAUCUGCUACCAUAAACUAUCCACUCACACCUUCCCUUGGUCUACCAACCCAAACUCAAUAUGAGAAAGCUUCUGACAUCACAGGAGCCAGAGGGAAGAGUAGUCAGACUUUUCCAAACCAAGCUAUGCAAGCAGCUGCUGCUGCCCCUUCAGCCCCCUCACAGAAUCCAAAACUUUCUGUGCAAGAAGGUAUGACUUUAUCAUCGGGGCGUAUGCAUCAUGCAUGUCGCUUUUGUCGGAAGCUCUUCAGCAGUGAUUCAUCCCUGCAGAUACACUUGCGCUCACACACAGGGGAACGUCCUUACCAGUGCCCUAUAUGUUUUAGUCAAUUCACCACACGUGGGAAUCUCAAGGUCCACUUCUUGCGGCAUCGUGAGCAAAACCCUGAACUCUCUUUUUCUUUGUUUCCGUGUUCCCUAUUUGCAUCUGUGACAGGGGCAUCCAUGGGAGGAUCAGCACAAACACAAACUAUGUCCUCCACUAGCAUGAGUGCUGCUCAGAGGCAUCAGAAACCGCAAGAAGCGGAUGAUCUGUGUGGUGAGAGUCUUGAGGGUGCUACUGCCUCACCACGUACCACAACUUCAUCUCUUCCUCUGCCUCCUAGUAUUGAUUUGGCCCUGCUGACCACAGCACACUCUCUCCUUCAGCUCAACCGUGCUGCUGCUGCAGCUGCUGCGGCCUCUACAUCCUCUACCUCUUCAAUCACACCCUCAUCCUCUUCCUCUCUUGUCUCCACCCUGCUUUCAGCCCCUGCCUCAUCCACUUCGUCUGUUGCUGGGCUGUUUAAAGGAGUGAAACAACAGUGCUUUGAUGAGAACACCCCUCCAAUACCUUCCCUACUCCCACAUUCUGCUUAUUCUCAGCUUGCCAGAUUACCCAAAAUCUUCUUCCCGGCAUCUUCCAGCCACCAUCAUCCAGGCCAUGGGCUUCUCAGGCCCACAACUCCAACAGGAUCCUUUCUGACAACCCCACAACAACAGGUUACAUUCCCUUUCACAGCCUCUAGCACUGCUCCAUCCAUCUCCACCUCAAUCUCAGACACAUCAAAACUGCAAAAACUGGUAGAGAAGUUAGAGAAGGAGCCACAUGGACAGUCCCACUGGGUUUCAUCCUUUGGGGAGACUUCUACCAGUAGCUACAGCACAACAGGUGGUUUAAGCUAUAGCAGCAGUAGUUUAAUGAGCACAAGAACAUUCAGUACAAAUGCAAACACUGCACUUUCAUCAUCUACCGUCCAGAUACCAUCAUCUAUCUUCAGAAAGGAGUCACCUUAUCUGGGUCUUAUGAAUUCUGCUGGAGCACUUGCCCCUAAUCAGUGCAGUGUGUGUCUUCGGGUGCUAAGCUGUCCAAGAGCGCUACGUUUGCACCAGGCCACCCAUUUAGGCGAGCGCCCCUUCCCCUGCAAGCUGUGUGGACGUUCCUUCUCAACUAAAGGAAGCCUUCGAGCUCACCAUGCCACGCAUCGAGCACGCCCACCAAACAGUCGUGCACAAAAUUCUUGCCCCUUAUGUCAGCGGAAGUUUACUAAUGCCCUUGUGCUGCAACAUCAUAUUCGCAUGCAUUUAGGAGGACAGUUGCCACCAGAGCAUGAUACUUCAACAGAAAGUGAUACUUUAUCCCAAUCCCAGUCUAUUGAACUCCCCGCUUCAGAGAUCAGCCCUAGAACUUCCGAUGUUCAGGUACAACAUGCUGAUCUAGAAACAGAUUCUAAAUGCUCCAUUAGUAGUCAAACUAACCCCCUCGAGGUCAGUACUGCUCUCACAAUAUGUCCCACAACCUCCAGUCUACCUGGUCCACUUAGCCCAGGUCUUAUACCACCUUUUGACCUAAGCCCUGACCAUUCCCUGAAUCCAUCCCACUAUUUUCCUCCAUCAGGCAGAGCAGAUCCCCCUGUCCUCUCUGUCAGUAUAGCCUCUCCAAUAGAAUCUGCUGCAUCUCUUGUCCCUACCUUCACCCACCCAGUCUCAGCAAAAACAAGUCCUUCUGCCUCUGAUGAACUAUCUUUUGAACUUUCUAGCAAUACUGCUUUCCUAGGAGAUAUAGCAAUGUCCUGCUCCUCUGCUUCGGUGAAAGCCAGUCCACACAGAAAUGACUGUGAAUUUAGUGAAAAUAGAUCUUCCUUGCCUACUUCUGGAUCAAGCUCACAUUUGGAGGAUCUUCUUAGUAUACAAGCUCAUCAUGUGUCAAGAGUUCCUCUACCACAUCCAGCAUCAGAACUAGUGGAGCUUGACCAAGGCCUUGUUGAAACAUCCAAAUCAAUCCCCCAGGAGAUCUGUGAGGAUGAAAAUAGAGAAGAUAAAGCACACAAAACACCAAAAAACACUCAAAUGACAACUCCAGAUUUGAUUAUUAAUGCAAAUGUAGUAUCAGAUGCUUUAAACAAGACAAGUGGGGAUCCAGCUGAGACCGUGCCUGAUGAGCCUGACACACAAGCUGCGAAGACCAUAAUGGAAGCUCACUGUAGUUCAAUUGCAAAGGAUAAAGUUGACCUAAAAGAUACAACAGGAAUUGAAAAUGACAGAACAGAAUCUACUGUAUGCGUAUCUCUGACUCCCAGUCUUCCACCUCCCAUGCCAGAGAGAAAAACUUACCACUGUUCUGAAUGUGGAAAAGAGUAUGCAAGUCGCAGUGGAUUGAAGGGACAUAUGAAGCACCAUGGAGGAGUUGUCAAGGCUACUCGAACUCCUGCAAAAACUAGGCCCAGAGAGAGUGUUGCAUCACACAACCUUCCUACCACCAGGGCAUCAGUGAGCUUCUUGAAAGAGUUUCAAGCCCUCCUAAACAUCUACACACAUCAGAGCUUUUAACCAGAACUACAAAAGACCAUACGAAAAUGUUCUAGAUCUUGCACCCAGAUCUUACUUUAUUAUUGAAAUACUUUUAUUUGUAAUAUAUGUUAUGCAUAUAUGUGAGUGCUUGAUGCCAUUUAACUGCAGUCAAUUCUUGGAAUGUAACGUCUAAAUAUAUCCUGUAGUACUUCCUUGAAUAUUAUGCAAUGUUCUUUUUGAUGGCUGUAAAUUGUUUUGUCAGUGUACAAGUUUGUCAUGAUGGUUUUGUUUGUUUUUAUCAAAGUGAAAAUGUAGAGGUAGUUAAGAAAUUGCUUUGUUUUAGGAACAGAUAGAAAUGAAGUAAUUAUUCACUGAAAAUGUUGUCCUCCACCAUUCCUCUGAAAUCUCAUUCGUGCUUGCACACAUUUUGAUUUGACUUCACUGAUGUAACAUACUUUUGGUCCUUUCCUGUCAAUAUGGGCAAUUGGUUAAACAUGAACAAGUAUAAAUGAGAUUUAAAAGCUGUAUUGCCUUAGAGGGGAAGAUUUUCUGCAUAUGAUUAAAAUUUUGGUCUGUUUCUCAAAAAAGAUAAAACAUUAAGAAAAAUUGUAUCAGUGAACGGUUUGUUUAACUUUAAAGAACAACAAUAUUUUAAAACAAAUAUGCUGGGAUUUUUAAUCAAACUUAGUGAAAGGAUGGUCAAAUUUGGAGGGAGUGUUUUUAAAAUUAAGAGUCAUAGAAUCAAUUCUUAUUGAAUCUAAGCAGUUUGUGGAGCUAUGUGGAUGUAAUCAAGCGUUAGCCAAAAUACAAGCUCUUGCCAAUUCUUGCAAAAUACUAAAAAGCUUUGGCAUAAUCCUUAAGUUUUUAAUAGUUAUGGUGAAAAAUAUAUUCUGUUUAAAUUGUUAUAUGUUAAAUGUUUUAUAAUUCUACUUAAUCUUUUGGCUUUUAAUUGGCGUUAAGGAACAUUUGGAUCAGUUCUAAAAUGAAGAAAACACACAAAAAAAUAUGUAAAUGACCUGUCAUCCUGUCUAUUGUGUUCAUGUUUGUCCUGUUCAGCUGUACAGUGCUUGAUAAUAUACUGCUCUUGACACCAACUAGACUAAAGAGUCAGUUGAGAUUGUUUAACAUGCCUGUAUCUUAGUCAGAGUAAGCUUUUGUUACUUAAUUUCAGUGUAGCUAUUGAAAAAAGCAGAAAUAAAUGUACUCACUCUGAGAUGAAACACUAGCUUAAAAUAGAUUUCUAUAUUUCUUGGUGGCAAUGUUUGUUUAUGGUGGUGUUUGUUCUUUGUCUGGAUACCUUUACAUAGGAUUUCCAUAAUGUAUCUUUCUUAGAAAUGAAUUGGGUGUAUGAGUCUGAGACUGUGAAUUGUAAUUUCAUAGUACAGAUAAAAGAAAAAAAGUUAAUAAAAAC